Acinonyx jubatus (cheetah) is the source of this 3628-nucleotide messenger RNA. RefSeq names its product vav guanine nucleotide exchange factor 2 (gene VAV2). NCBI's taxonomy places the organism in Eukaryota, Metazoa, Chordata, Mammalia, Carnivora, Felidae. The record is from RefSeq and is a predicted model, not a curated record. Gene Ontology annotation, biological process: regulation of GTPase activity; intracellular signal transduction; cell migration. Gene Ontology annotation, cellular component: cytoplasm. Bases 141 to 2747 code for a protein of 868 amino acids. The transcript is spliced from 28 exons. Gene Ontology annotation, molecular function: guanyl-nucleotide exchange factor activity; protein binding.
CGGGGACCCGGGGCCGCCCGCGCGAAGCCCCGCCCCGGCCGCCGAGCCCCGCGCGGGCGGGCGGGAUGCCCCGCGGCCACCGCACUUUGGCCGGAGCGCUGCCCUGAGCGGGCCCCGGCCGCGCGGCCGCCGCGGGCGCCAUGGAGCAGUGGCGGCAGUGCGGCCGCUGGCUCAUCGACUGCAAGGUCCUGCCGCCCAACCACCGGGUCGUGUGGCCCUCGGCGGUGGUCUUCGACCUGGCGCAGGCGCUGCGCGACGGCGUCCUCCUGUGCCAGCUGCUGCACAACCUGUCCCCCGGCUCCAUCGACCUCAAGGACAUCAACUUCCGGCCGCAGAUGUCCCAGUUCCUGUGCUUAAAGAACAUCCGCACCUUCCUGAAAGUCUGCCACGAUAAAUUUGGACUACGAAACAGCGAGCUGUUUGACCCCUUCGACCUCUUCGAUGUCCGAGACUUUGGGAAGGUCAUCUCUGCCGUGUCCAGACUCUCCCUGCACCACGUGGCCCAGAACAAAGGGAUCAGGCCCUUUCCCUCGGAGGAGACCGCGGAAAACGACGAUGAUGUCUAUCGCAGCCUGGAGGAGCUGGCCGACGAGCAUGACCUGGGGGAAGACAUCUAUGACUGUGUCCCGUGCGAAGAUGAGGGCGACGACAUCUACGAGGACAUCAUCAAGGUGGAGGUACAGCAGCCCAUGAAGAUGGGCAUGUCUGAGGAUGACAAGAGAAACUGCUGCCUGCUGGAGAUUCAGGAGACCGAGGCCAAGUACUACCGGACCCUGGAGGACAUUGAGAAGAACUACAUGGCCCCUCUGAGGCCGGUGCUGAGCCCGGCGGACAUGACGGCCAUCUUCAUCAACCUGGAGGACCUAAUCAAAGUGCAUCACAGCUUCCUGCGGGCCAUUGACGUGUCCAUGAUGGCAGGGGGCAGCACUCUGGCCAAGGUCUUCCUGGACUUCAAGGAGAGGCUCCUGAUCUACGGGGAAUAUUGCAGCCACAUGGAGCACGCCCAGAACACGCUGAACCAGCUCCUCGCCAGCCGGGAGGACUUCCGACAGAAGGUCGAGGAAUGCACUCUGAAGGUCCAGGACGGGAAGUUUAAGCUUCAGGACCUGCUCGUGGUCCCCAUGCAGAGGGUGCUCAAGUAUCACCUGCUCCUGAAGGAACUCCUGAGCCACUCCGCGGAUCGGCCCGAGAGGCAGCAGCUCAAAGAGGCACUGGAAGCCAUGCAGGACUUGGCGAUGUACAUAAACGAAGUUAAGCGGGACAAGGAGACCCUGAAGAAAAUCAGUGAAUUUCAGAGUUGUAUAGAAAACUUGCAGGUGAAACUGGAGGAGUUCGGGAGGCCGAAGAUUGACGGGGAACUGAAGGUCCGGUCCAUAGUCAACCACACGAAGCAAGAUAGGUACUUGUUCCUGUUUGACAAGGUGGUCAUCGUCUGCAAGAGGAGGGGCUACAGCUAUGAGCUGAAGGAGGUCAUCGAGCUGCUCUUCCACAAGAUGACCGACGACCCCAUGAACAACAAGGACGUCAAGAAGUGGUCCUACGGCUUCUAUCUAAUCCACCUCCAAGGAAAGCAGGGCUUCCAGUUUUUCUGCAAGACAGAGGACAUGAAGCGGAAAUGGAUGGAACAGUUUGAGAUGGCCAUGUCAAACAUCAAGCCAGACAAAGCCAAUGCCAACCACCACAGCUUCCAGAUGUACACUUUUGACAAGACCACCAACUGCAAAGCCUGCAGGAUGUUCCUCAGGGGUACCUUCUACCAGGGCUACCUGUGCACCAAGUGUGGUGUCGGGGCGCACAAGGAAUGUCUGGAAGUGACCCCUCCCUGCAAGAUCAGUUCUCCUGCUGACCUGGACGCCUCUGGAGCAGGACCGGGUCCCAAGAUGGUGGCCGUGCAGAAUUACCAUGGCAACCCUGCCCCCCCUGGGAAGCCAGUGCUGACCUUCCAGACGGGUGAUGUGAUCGAGCUGCUGAGGGGCGACCCCGAGUCUCAAUGGUGGGAGGGUCGGCUGGUGCAGACCAGAAAGUCAGGCUACUUUCCUAGCUCGUCCGUGAAGCCCUGCCCCGUGGAUGGAAGGCCGCCCACCAGCCGACCGCCCUCCCGGGAGAUCGACUACACGGAAUACCCCUGGUUCGCAGGCAACAUGGAGAGACAGCAGACAGACAACCUGCUGAAAUCGCACGCCAGCGGGACCUACCUGAUCAGGGAGCGGCCGGCCGAGGCGGAGCGCUUUGCCAUAAGCAUCAAGUUCAACGAUGAAGUGAAGCACAUCAAGGUGGUCGAGAAAGACAGUUGGAUCCACAUUACAGAAGCGAAGAAGUUUGAAAGCCUCUUGGAGCUGGUGGAGUACUAUCAGUGCCACUCGCUCAAGGAGAGCUUCAAGCAGCUGGACACCACGCUCAAGUACCCCUACAAGUCACGGGAGCGCGCGGUCUCCAGGGCCUCCAGCCGGUCCCCAGCUUCCUGCGCCUCCUACAACUUUUCUUUUCUCAGUCCUCAGGGCCUCAGCUUUGCCUCCCAGGGCUCCUCCGCUCCCUUCUGGUCAGUGUUCACACCCCGUGUCAUCGGCACGGCCGUGGCCAGGUACAACUUUGCUGCCCGGGAUAUGCGUGAGCUCUCACUGCGGGAAGGCGACCUGGUGAAGAUAUAUAGCCGCAUUGGCGGGGACCAGGGCUGGUGGAAGGGCGAGGCCAACGGACGGAUCGGCUGGUUUCCUUCAACAUACGUAGAAGAGGAGGGCAUCCAGUGACGACGACAACACGGACAGGGCUCAUGGAUUUUCUUCGAAGAGUCCAGCUCUGAAGUCUGUCUCUAGCUCUGUGACUCAGAGGGGACACGCCCGCCAACCUUCCAGUCUUCAGCAGCCCGUGGGGAUGGGGAGGGUGUUCAAAAUCCUACAUGCAAACCGGCCCACCUUCAGUCUGCCCUCGGUGGCCUGUCCUGGGUACGCUACUUGUACAUAGAGGAGAGCCGGGCCAGCCCUGUCGUGACGGCCACCACCAGAGCGCCGAGGGGAGGGAGUGCCUGGGGCGUCCUGAGCCAGGCUCUGGGUGACAGCUGAGGCCGGAGCUCACCUGGCCCCUGUCCUGUUGAGACGGCAUUCGGGAGCCGAGGUCUGAACAGCAGGUGCUCCCGGGGAGGACUGGGACGGCAGAGGGGGCCUUCCCCCAGCCCCUUCUGCUCAGCCCUGGACGCUCAGCCUGCCUGCUUCCUGCCGCUGCCGGGGGGCAGCCUCGGGCCCAGAGAGUCAGAAGGGACCGGAGCCAGGCCGUUUGCCGCAGCCCGUGCUCAGCCCCAGCUGUGCUCAGGUGUAGGAGAAGAGAGCAUCACUAGGGGGUCCGUGCGGGCCCCCUUCACUCCUCGUGGCCCUCCGCGUGAGGGGUGUGCAGGCUCCGCCCGGGGAGGGGGUCCCUCUCUCAGGAGGGCGCCUGAGCGAACGAUGAAGGGGCCGACCCUCCUCCCCAGCCAAUGGUACUGUUCCUGCCCUGAACCCCAGGAAUGCGUCUGUCCUGUCCUGCUGUCAGGUGGAUACACCUUUUGUAAACCCUGAUGUGGGUGAGAAGAAAACAAGAGUUUUCCCCUCGCUCGGUCCCUGCUGGUCACAUUCCUCUCCAGAAGGAGCCCCCCCCA